Molecule: messenger RNA, 1344 nt
Organism: Aspergillus viridinutans
Lineage: Eukaryota; Fungi; Ascomycota; Eurotiomycetes; Eurotiales; Aspergillaceae
Product: NAD(P)/FAD-dependent oxidoreductase
Exons: 2
Coding region: 1-1344 (447 amino acids)
Molecular function (GO): flavin adenine dinucleotide binding; L-pipecolate oxidase activity; proline dehydrogenase activity
Source: RefSeq, a predicted model, not a curated record
AUGAACAAGAACGAUGGCUUCAUCAUCAUCGGCGCCGGUGCCUUUGGGCUCUCCACAGCCCUAAGGCUCGCCCAGGACGGACACACAUCCGUCACUGUCCUCGACAGAUGCAUGCCCCCGGUUCCAGAUGGGAGCAGUAACGACAUCUCGCGCAUCAUCCGAUUCGACUACGGCGAUCCAGUCUACGCCCAGAUCGCCAAAGAGGCGUACGACCUGUGGAAGACAACCGAGUACUCGGAGGCAUUCCACCAGACGCCCUGUCUAUGGGUGUCGCAGGAAGGAACCCCGGGGCGGCCGGUGCAGGCCGGUGCGGCUGGGUACACCCGCAGGACGCGGCAGGUGUUGACGGAAAUGGGGCAGGAGUGGCAUGCUGUUUCCAGCGUCGAGGAGGCGAAGAAACGGUUCCCUGUGUUGAGUGGGAAGCUGGCAACGCCUGGCUUUGACGGGUUCUACAAUACCAAUGCUGGCUGGGCGGAUGCGGGACUAGCAAUUCAGAGACUUGCGAGUCGCUGCGUGGCGGCGGGAGUCAGCUUUAUUACCGGUCCGAAUGGCCAUGUCGUCGAGUUCGAGUAUGGGCAGAAUGGGAGGGUUGAUGCCGUUCGAACUCUCAAUGGUAACCGCAUCACUGGUAAUAGAUUUAUCGUUGCGACUGGCGCCUGGACGGCGAGUCUCAUCCCCUCGUGGAACUCGAUGGUGGCUGCUGGACAGGUUGUUGGAUGGCUUCGUCUGACACCCGAGGAGAUGAUUCGGCUUAAGGACCUCCCCAUCUACUUCAAUUUUUCAACAGGCUUCUUCUGUUUCCCCAUCCAUGAGGCCACGGGGUACCUGAAAGUAGCCGUGCACGGAUUCGGGUAUACAUCGCCACAUCCAAAAGCUGUAUCUGCACCACCAAGCUCCGCUGUCUCUGCACGAACCAACUUCAUUCCUGCAGACGGAAUGGAACGGCUUUUGGCGGGUCUGAGAGAUAUUUUGCCUGAAUUUGGCGAACGGGAAUUCGAGAAGGUGGGUUUGUGUUGGUACAACGACACGCCAACUGGAGACUUCAUCUUCGACUAUCAUCCUGAGCACAAGAACCUGUUUAUUGCAACAGGCGGAAGCGGACAUGCUUUCAAAUUCCUCCCUGUCCUGGGAAAGUACAUUGUCGGUAGUAUCGAGCGGAAGCUGCCGAGCGAACUGCUGGAUAAAUGGAAAUUCCCCACACAGUUCCGUGAAAUGUUCCAAGAGAAUGCUUUUCAUGGGGAUGGCAGUCGUGGAGGUCCCGAGAGACGAGAGAUGACACCUCAAGAGCGGGAGAUGUAUACUGCUGCAAUGACGAGUGCAUCAGUGAGAAUAAGUAAGAUCUAG